Molecule: messenger RNA, 931 nt
Organism: Heterobilharzia americana
Lineage: Eukaryota; Metazoa; Platyhelminthes; Trematoda; Strigeidida; Schistosomatidae
Source: the annotation of a GenBank genome assembly
AAAAUCGUUAUCUAUCAUUUCCUACUACUUAUCCAUAACUCAGAAUAAAAUAUUCAGCGUAAACCACUCAAUACACAGAUAAACUUUUUUGCAAUUAGUUUAUUUUCACAUAGAAUUCUAAAUGGUUAUUACUUUUAAACUCAUGUUUUAUCAAGAAUGCAGAAAAAUCCUGUUUUUGAAACUUAUCACAUUCAUAAGCACGAAAUCUUUUUUAUGCAGUUGUGAGUGCAAUCGAAUUUCUACAAGGUUUUAGAAGAAUUCCUGAAAUUGCUAACGACCUUGAAGUUAAUUGAAUUAGAAAAGUUUAGCUUUUUCAUGAAACUACCGAUUUCCUGUAUGUAUAAGCACUACUUGGUGAGUUGCUCAAUGUGGUCCAUUUUUAGGAGUUUCAAAUUCAGAGUUUACAUAUUGUAGCUAGUGUUAUUUUCUCCACCUUUCAGGUAUGCCUGACCCAUUCACUGCUGCAGUCGCUGCCGCUGUGACGGGGAACUCAGCAGCUCAAGCUGAAUAUUAUCAAGCUUACCAGCAAUACUACCAACAAUAUUAUGCCUCUCAGUAUGCAGCUCAAUUUUAUUCUGGUGAAACAUCCACUAGUGGUGAUCUAGCGAAUUCUGGGAUAACGUCAAUCUCAGGUGGUGGUACACUUGUUGGUGAUGCUACAGUUCAACAACAUGCAUUUGUUGAUGCUGCUGCUUCACAUUUAUACGCCAGAGCACUUCAACAAGGCACUGGUUCUCAGGAGUAUGCUCCAGAGCCUCAUGUCUUAUCAUCCGCUUAUGAUCGUCCGAGACAUGUAGAUGAUCUUGAUGAAAUAUUUAAUUUCUUGGAAGCAUCACGAUGGCAUGUAACUGAUCCAUCGCUGGGAUUGUAUAUUAAAAUAAACCUUGAUAACCUCAUAAAAGGCGAUUCGUAUUGUAUACUGUUUUUAUAG